Messenger RNA from Trichoderma citrinoviride, 1563 nucleotides. RefSeq lists its product as hypothetical. Gene Ontology annotation, molecular function: histone deacetylase binding. The coding region runs from base 1 to 1563 and encodes 520 amino acids. The record is from RefSeq and is a predicted model, not a curated record. Gene Ontology annotation, biological process: negative regulation of transcription by RNA polymerase II. Gene Ontology annotation, cellular component: Sin3-type complex. Lineage: Eukaryota; Fungi; Ascomycota; Sordariomycetes; Hypocreales; Hypocreaceae. The transcript is spliced from 2 exons.
AUGGACCGCCCGUCGCCCGCCGCAGCAGCCUCGCAGUCCAAGCGUGACCGCAAGCGCCAGGUCCUCGUCGAGCGCCUGUCCACCAUGUCCGACAAGAUGCAGCGCGACCGGGACCUGACGUACCGCGACCAGCUGUCCAAGAUCCAGUACGAGGUCGGCCUCGUCCAGCGCUUCGACCCCUACGCCGUCAACGCCCUCGAAAAGGCCGACGAGCUGCUGCGCGAGUACAGGCAGGCCCAGGGGCCGCCCGUCCUGGCCGAGGGCGCCCGCAGCCUCGUCGACAUGGCGGGCAUCCGCUUCCCCGAGUUCAUGGACGAGGUCGAGGAUCUCAUUGAGGUCCGCGAUUUCCAGCUGGUGCAGUCCAAGAACGAGUACGAACGCAAGGUCCAGGAAUACAAAAACACGCACGCGUACAAGGUCGAGACGGCCAAGCGGGAGCACCGAGCCCUGACGGAUACGCUCCGCGACCGGCUCAUCAACAGCCUCACACAGAAGAAGAACCGGCUCAACCGCGAAAAGGAAGUGCUCGAGAUCAACGACUCGAGCGCCCUGCUGCUCAACCCCAGCCAAUUCAGCCUCACCAACCCCGCCAGCCCCGGCGGCGCCCACGGCAAGCGGGCGACUCGCCUGCGCAAGGAUGCCGAGGACCUCCAGGUCUUCGCCGACGGCAAGAAGCGCAAGCGCAACCCGGGCGAGGACGACGGCUCGCCGGCGCCGUCGCGACGGGCCCUCGACCCCAACAGCACCACGCCCCUGUGGCAGUCGGAAAAGGCCCGCGCCGCCGCCAAGCAGAACGGCCCCGUGUACAGCAUCGACAAGCUCUUCACGGACAAGGAGCUGUCGCUCCACUACAACUCGGCCGCCCUGGCCGCCCACCAGUACGUCCUGCGCAACCGCGUCAACGGCAGCGAGUCGCGCGACGGCAGCACCCCGAGCAACGGCGAGAGCGGCGACGCCGACAGGGACGACGCCGAGUCGCAGCCGUCGGCCGCGCCCAUGAUGGAGCGCCAGGUCUCGCACGCCACCCGCAGCACCAGGGGCGGCGCCAGCCAGAACUUCCUCGACGACAAGAUCCUGGGCAUCGAGGGCAUCGCCAACUUUGAGCUGCCCGCCAACCUGGACCUGAUGCACGCCCAGGAGCCGCCCAAGAUGCCGCCCCCGGUGCCCCAGCAGUACCUCAAGCCGUACCCGCGGUCCUCGGACCAGAAUUUCCCUGUGCCGCUGUCGCAGGACGACAUCUCGUCCGACCUGUCCGUCAUGAGCUUCUUCAAGCAGUACGACCAGACCCACAAGCCCGGCGCCCACCUCGAUGCGCCCAGCGGCUUGCGCAAGGUGCUCGAGGCCGUGGCCGUGCCGUACCACCAGAGCCGCUACGUCGCCUUUACCAGCGCCGUCCGCGAGGACCCCGAGCACCUCCGCGACGUCCUCGGCAUCCCACUGAGCAACCUGCGCGACCAGUCCAGCCCCGUGGUGAUGAGUCGGCAGAACAGCGGGCAGGGCGGCGUCCCCAUGAGCCGUCAGGGCACCACCGGUAGCGCCCGAGGCAAGGGUCGCCGGGGCUGA